Messenger RNA from Nannizzia gypsea CBS 118893, 1548 nucleotides. RefSeq names its product nicotinic Acid transporter. Gene Ontology annotation, cellular component: membrane. The transcript is spliced from 3 exons. Gene Ontology annotation, molecular function: transmembrane transporter activity. NCBI's taxonomy places the organism in Eukaryota, Fungi, Ascomycota, Eurotiomycetes, Onygenales, Arthrodermataceae. Gene Ontology annotation, biological process: transmembrane transport. Bases 1 to 1548 code for a protein of 515 amino acids. The record is from RefSeq and is a predicted model, not a curated record.
AUGGCCGAUACUAUGCCGUCCAGACACAGCCCCAGAGCAGAAAACAUUGAGUCAGCCAGCCACUGCUACACUGAGAAAAGCUGUGAGACCUCAGCCAAGCAUGGCCCUACCGCAGGUGAUGAUGAUAAUAGAGGUGAUACAACGGCCUAUGUCGCUGAACGGGAAGAAGAAGGGGCACUCUGUUUUCGGUUAGAUAUCCGGCUUCUGCCUGUGCUGGCGUUGAUGUAUCUUUUUAACGCACUGGAUAAAGCAAACAUCGGAAAUGCGCAGACCAACGGGCUCAGCAACGAUCUCGGUUUCGCAGAUGGAGAAUACAACUUAUUGCUGUCGAUAUUCUUCAUACCUUAUGUUAUUUUCGCGCCUCCAAUUGCCAUGCUGGGCAAGAAAUACGGUCCCGCUCGCGUCCUACCAAUAUGCAUGUUCUGUUUUGGAUCCCUGACUCUUCUCUCUGCUGCCACCCGCAACUUCGGUGGUCUGUUUGCCAUCCGCUGGCUAUUGGGGAUGUCUGAAUCAGCCUUUCUCCCUCUAGUUAUCUAUUAUCUGACAACCUUCUAUCGGCGGGGAGAGCUAGCACGGCGCCUCGCCAUAUUUUAUGCUGCGUCGAACAUAGCAAACGCAUUUUCCGGUUUGCUUGCGUUUGCGGUAUUCCAACUCCCCAGCACAAAGUUGGAAGGAUGGCGUUAUCUUUUUCUUAUCGAGGGAGCAUGCACAGUAUGCUUCUCAAUAUUCGCUUUCUGGUAUCUUCCUCGGACGCCAGCUGAGGCAAGGUUCCUCAAUGCAGACGAAAAGGCUCUCGCAUUCCAUCGAAUACAGGUCGACUCAUCGUCUGUUGUCAAUGAAGAGUUUUCUUUCUGGGAUGCACUUGGGAUAUUGAGACAGCCAGCUUCAUACUGCUUUAUCCUAAUUGAGAUCUGCAUCGGUGUUCCUUUGCAAUCUGUCGCUUUGUUUUUACCCCAGAUUAUACAGAGACUGGGUUACGGAACAGUAAAAACGAACCUUUACACAGUGGCACCAAAUUGUACUGGGGCAGUCAUGCUUCUCAUCCUAGCCUUUUGCUCAGAUGCCACUAGACUGCGCUCGCCGUUCAUCGUUUUGGGUUUCCUCCUCAGCUUCAGCGGAUUCAUGAUCUAUGCCUCAAUUGACGAUAUCAAGAACAACAUACAGCUCGCCUAUUUUGGCGCGUUCAUGAUGACAUGGGGCACUUCUGCACCUUCGGUGCUGCUAAGUACAUGGUACAACAACAAUGUUGCUCAUGAGGGGCGCCGCAUCUUGCUCACCUCCGUGGGUGUCUCGUUGGCCAAUCUCAUGGGGUUAGUGAGCAGCAACAUCUUCCGUGAGAAGGACAAACCAAAAUAUGAGCCAGCAUUAGUCACCACCGCUGUCUUUGGUGCAACCGGUGCCUGCAUUACUCUUCUUCUCGGCCUCUACAUGGCAUGGGAUAAUCUGCGGCGUAACCGCCGAGCUGGCCACAAAACGUCAGCGAGGGAUGUGCCGACAAAGAGACUGCAAGACGGGCCAGGAGCGGAAGAGUUUCGGUGGAUCUUAUAA